This is a messenger RNA of Tachyglossus aculeatus (Australian echidna), 1283 nucleotides long. It is a transcript of the gene C1H14orf180, whose product is annotated as chromosome 1 C14orf180 homolog. The coding region runs from base 486 to 857 and encodes 123 amino acids. NCBI's taxonomy places the organism in Eukaryota, Metazoa, Chordata, Mammalia, Monotremata, Tachyglossidae. The record is from RefSeq and is a predicted model, not a curated record. The transcript has 5 exons.
GCCCAGUCGCUAGCCGGGGCCCGCUCUGUUUGAGGCCUCCGGGAACUUUGAUUUGAGCCCCUGAAACCACUCCAUCCUGCCGGAUUCUAUCUGAAGCCAAAGACGUUGUACAGCAUUGUUCCAGGUUGGGAGGAAGAGCUCUCUCCGGCCCCGGGAAUCAGCGGGUGGGGAACAGAAGGCAGGCUAGCCCCGUUGGGGCCUGGUCCUGCCCUCCAGCAGCCAGAGGUUUGUUUCUGGGGCUUCGGCCUACUGGGUUUUGGCUCUGAAGCAGGCCCCCGAGCAACUGGGAGAAUAAUUUUCCCAGAAGGGGAGAGCACUCCAGUGGGGUGAAUCACUUGGAACAGAGCUGCCCAGCACAGGGUUUGUGCCUCCAGGCCUGGACACCCACUGCACAAGGAUUUCACCCAGAGACAGAUCCCCAGGGAUCUGGAUUUCAUCUUGCUGGCACCCCCAAACAGCAUGAGGAAGUGCCUGUCACCCCUCCAAUGCCUGGGAAAGACAAGGCCAGGGACGGGCAGUGUCCACCUUCGAUCCUGAGGAGAAACCAACCCCCAGGCCCAGCUGUGGGCAGCAGGCGGAAAGCAGAGAGGCGGGUCCGGUUCCUGGAGCCCGAGGCCAACACUGUGCACGAAUUCUUCGAAGACAACGUCGAGGUUCCGGCCCGGACCCCCGCUGGCCUCUCCCUACUUCUGAGGAUCUCCGUAUGCAUCCUGCUGCUUCUGGCCGGGGGGCUCUGCUACAGCCGGGCCCGGAUGGACUACCAGCCCGGGGAGGGCCUGCCGUCCCAGCUCCUGCUCUUCCUCAUUCAGCUGAGGAAGGCCGCGCUCACCUGUUGGGCCUGGUUAGGGCGGCAGUGACCGAGGCCCAGACGUCCCCCCGCCCCCCUCACAGCCCCGGACCAUUCAUUCAGUCGUAUUUAUUGAGAGCUGUGUGCAGAGCACUGCACUAAGCACUUGCACUGUACUAAGCGCUUAAGAUGGAGCCAGACAGGCCACCCAGCUGAGACUGCAGCGGGUGAGGCAGUCCCUCAUCCCUGCCAUCAGCAGGGCACCCUGGCCUUCUCUGAAUGGAGUCCUCGAACUGGGGGAAACUUCAGGUGAGGCUCCAAAAUCUGCUUCCGACACUUCUGAAAUGCUUCUGAGUCACAGUUGUCAUCAUCGUCGUCGUCGUCAAUAUUGCUGAGUAAUUGCUGCAUUUAGUGCUCUGUAUUGGGCACCUACUGUGUACAGAUGACUGUACUGAGCACCUUCUGUGUGCAUAGCACUGUGAGUACCUACUGUGGG